Messenger RNA from Hemicordylus capensis (graceful crag lizard), 1774 nucleotides. It is a transcript of the gene C4H1orf146, whose product is annotated as chromosome 4 C1orf146 homolog. Bases 757 to 1260 code for a protein of 167 amino acids. Gene Ontology annotation, biological process: synaptonemal complex assembly; reciprocal meiotic recombination. The record is from RefSeq and is a predicted model, not a curated record. Lineage: Eukaryota; Metazoa; Chordata; Lepidosauria; Squamata; Cordylidae. Gene Ontology annotation, cellular component: chromosome. The transcript has 6 exons.
UUCUUAACAUUUUUCAUAUAAAGUGAGAGUAGCUUUGUCACCAGAGAUAUCCUCAAAUUUCCUUCACUUUCAAUUAAUUGGUAAAACAAUAAGAGAUGAUAAGAAGAGAUACCUAAUGGCUUCUGAUGAGCUCAUUAAUUAGAAACUUGGGUAUGGCUUGAUUUUGGCCCAGCUGCAUGCUGUUUUACCUCACACAUUCCACCGUGCAAAACUAGAGUCUAUGGUGCAUAAUGAGCUUUCAAAACAUUAUCAUGCACUUUAGGCAACUCCUUUCCUCAUUCUUCAUGAUAUUUGUGCAUUCUCCUGCCUUUUUUGCUGGAGCUUGGGUAGAAGAAGAACAUGAUGAUGACAGACAGGCUGCUUAACUCUUGGGAGAGACUUUUGCAAAAUGGGCCACUCCUUCACAGGGCUGGGUGUUCUCUCCCACAAGGCUCAGCCUCCUCCUACCACCAGCAGGGGCAAAGGUGAACUUUUGGCUCCAAAAACAAGCUUCAUCAUGGGAGUUGUAGUACCAGAAUGUAAACUGCCUUUCAGCCUGCAGGGCUGAAGAAGACUGCUUUCUAGAGGCCUGCAACGUGAAGCCAGCCUCUUCGUUGUGUGUUCACUGCAGUCAGCGACUGGCCUACCUCAAAGUGCCAAAAAUAAAGAACAAACUGCAUUCCUUAUUAAGUUGAAAAAGAACAGCUUGCAUCCCUUAAGUCUUGUGGAAGAUUGUUGUUUGGGUUUUAUUACAGAAGAUUUAGCAACCGUGUCAAAAUGGCUGAAAGUGGUGGGCAAGAGAAGGCGCGGUGGAUUACAACAGUAAUUAUGAGUUCAUCUUUUCAGGGUAGUGACAUUUCAAUGUGUCUUCAAAACCAACAACACAGAGUUCGAUUUUCAGAUACAGUGGAACAUGGAUCCAUUAUUUUCUCUCUUUCUGACCAAGAACUGAUUCUGCUUUUUGAUAGAACAAAGAAGUUCAUGACCAUUCAUAGGAAUGGCUUUUUGCUUUUGUCAGCAGCCCUUCAUGGACCAAAAGAAUGGGAUGUAAUGUUCAGAAUUCAGCAGAGGUUCCUAGGCAGUAAUUUACGAAUACUUCCAGUUCACAAUACUGCUGAAGCUAUUAAGCUCAUGCUGAUUAUAGCAAAGACCACUUCAAAACCACACUUGGACAGCAUUCGUUUUAGAAUGGCAAUGGCAAAGACACAGAUUGUAGAACAAAGCCCUGUUUGGAAAAUGCUUCAGAGCCAACUGGACUGUAGUGUCUCAAGCAUCAACUAAACUUUUAUUCAAAACUUUGGCUAUGUUUAUUUGCAAAAUACAAACUCAAUUUUGUACUUUUAACAAAAAUGAAUCAGCAAAGGAAUGAGCACACUGGCUUGAAAAAUAUGUUUUUGUAUUUGAUACAUUCGAUAUGAAAAUCUGCAUGCAAUCUGUUAAAAUUCAAUUUCCUGCAAAACCGAAGAAACGUUUUUACUGUUCACUUAAAAGAUUUUCCAUUCAACAUUUAGAAGAAUGUGAAAGAUGAAUACUGUUUAUAUUAAAGCUCGAUUGGAAGUUGGUAUCCAGCUAUUGUCAAAAUAAAAUUGCUGAAGAAUGUUAAUGAUUGAAAAUCAUUAACGGCCACUGAGCAGCUUUGGCACAGUCUCAAAAUGUACAUGAUUACAACAAUGCCAAAGUUCAUAUUAAAACAGAUGUUCCUCCCAUUGUAGUCCUGCUUUUCUAGGAAUUAUUUUUACUUGUUGAUGUUAUAUUUGCCUGCAUGAAAGGAAAUAAACACUUUUUGUUUGUUUGA